AUGUCCGACGACGAAAGUGUUCCUUGUUUCCUGGAGGACGUCCGAGUAAAGUUUGUGGAGGGGAAAGUUAGAGAGCUGCUGCAGCUGCAGCGCCAGACAUGGGACCAGAGAGCUGCUAACCAGGAGGUUCAGACUCUCCUCAAAGACUUCUUAGAAAAGGAGUCUGUUAUAUUUUUUUCCUCAUCAAAAAACACCUGUCUUGUUGCUUCUAAUGAGGCCCCACCUAUUGCUCAAAACAAACACAUCUAUAUUCUCAAGAAGAGAAAUGUUCCCGUAAACACUGAAAACUACAAGUAAGUUCUGCUGUUUGGCCUCCUGAGUCCAUCACCACUGCUGCAGCUGUCAAGCACAGUAGAACAGAUAUGUGUUCCACUGCUGUCCAACAACCAGAACCACCAGAUGUGGCCAAAUCUGAUGUCUGAGGACAUCAUUCGCCAUGUUGAGAACAUGUGCAGUAAGACAACAGUAGUCCGGGGACAGGUGUUAGGGAAAAGUGUUCUCCCUGUCCCAACUGCAACAGAUUGGAUGGAAAAUUCAUACUGCAGCUUCAAAAUGUACAAUAACUAUGACAGGGCACUAGCCCAUGCCAUAGAGACCCAGGUCAUAAACUGGACCAAUCUGAUCCAGAAAAUUUUAAAGGAGGAUUCCUCAGACCUCCUUAUGACAGGCUGUAAUCCAGACCCCAGUGCAGAGCUGAAGUUUUGGGCUUCCAGGAAGAACAAUAUACAGAACAUUUAUCAUCAGCUCCAGAGUCCCGUUGUUCAGAAGAUGGCAAAUAUGCUGGAGAUGAUGGAUAGCAGCUAUCAUCCCACAAUCAGCGCACUAAUUGGAAAUGUAUUUGAUGCCCUUCAAGAAGCCCAGGACAUUGACCUCCAUCUACAGCCACUACACACACAGCUGACUCAGCUGGAAAAGGAAACGUUUCCUCACAUGGAAACAUUCGUCCCUGCUCUGUUCCAUACGCUCUUCCUCAUCUGGACCAACUGCCGAUCUUACCAACGACCAGCACGCAUCGUGGUGUUACUGCAGGAGCUGUGCAAUCUGUUCAUUCAGCAGGCUUCUGCAUACCUCUCUGCUGAUCUGCUACUCAGGGAAGAUCCAGAGGAAAGUCUAGAGAUGGUGAAGAGGAUGAUACAAGUCUUUAGAUGUUUCAGAGACAGCUACCAGACCCAGAGGGAGAGGUUGGCCAACCAUGUGAAACAUGCUCCCUGGGAUUUCCCAUCUGCCAUGAUUUUUGCACGUUUCAACCAGUUCUUUAAUCGUAUGCUACAGCUGGAGGACUUGUUUGAAAUGAUGCUGGACUUUCAGAGGAUGGAAAAACUGGAAUUUGGUGGAAUUAAUGGCAAACUGUACAGUGAGCAUGCUGCUCAGAUGUACAGAGAGUUCAGUCACCAGUGCCAAGCGCUGAAGCACAGUGACAGCAGCCCACUGGACUUCAACUCGCAGGAUUUUGAAAAUGAGUAUAAGGAUUUGAAAGUGAGGAUCGUGGACAUUGAAUGCCGCCUUGCCAGCCUUUUCUGCUUGGCCUUUAAGGAUUGCUCCGGACUGGAAUCAGCAUUUAAACUGCUGACUGUUGUUGGACCCUUUCUGGAGAGGAGACAGAUCAGGCAGAUCUUCAGUCCCAACAUGGUUCUCCUGCAGCAGCAGUUCAGAGAAGAGUUGGAGAGAUGUAAAUGUCUGUUUACUUCCCAGCUCAAUCAGGAGAGUGGUCUGACCAAGAACAUCGCUCACACAUCUGGAGCUAUGAAGUGGGCAAAAAUGCUCCGAGAACGCAUUCAAACACCGUGGGAAAAAAUCAGAAUACUGCUGGACAUGCCUGCAGGAGGUGAAGAGAUGGCCAAGGAGCAUCAGAUGUACAUGGAGAUGUUGAACCUCCUGGACCGAUAUGAGGAGGACAUAUACUCUGAUUGGUGUAAUGGUUUGGAACAGACCUGCUUGAUCAACCUGAACCAGCCCCUCAUCUCCAGAAAUACCUCAUCUGACCUGAUCUCACUCAACUUUAAUCCAAAGCUGACUGAAGUGUUGAAAGAUGUGAAGUAUAUUCAGACUCUCAGUAAGAUCAAGAUACCUGCAGCUGCAAUGGCAGUUUAUGAGAAGCGUGACAUGUUCACAAAGUAUGUGAGCAGUCUUCAGCUGUUGGUACAAUGGUACAACAAGCUAAAGCAGACAGUGCUGGAGGUGGAGCUUCCUCUCAUCAAGGCUGAGCUGGAGUCUAUAGACCUGCAGCUGAAAAGAGCAGAAUCUGACUUGACAUGGCAAGAUCCAGACUGCUGGACCUUCAUCAGCACCGCCAAAGACCUGGUCCAGGACCUCGUAUGUCGAGUCAGUAGAGCCAAGGAAAACUGUGAAACCAUCCAGUCUAUAAUGAAGGGAUGGAGCAAACAGGCCAUGUUUUGCAGGAAGGACAACAAGAAAGGUUCACUGAUCCAGCUGGAAGACAGAGCAGACCGCGUCAACAGGAAGUUCAGCUCCAUGAAGAAGGAUGGAGACUCAAUAAACACACUGCUGCAGGAGAAUAUGAUCCUUUUCCACACUGAAGCUGCGUCAGAAGCAUGGCAGGCCUACCUGGAGUACGUGGAUGAGAUGGUGGUGGAGGGGCUCUUCAGCCACAUCAACCACUCUCUCCAGUUCUUUGUGGACAACAUGGAGACAUGGCCCAACCAGAAUCCUCUGUUUGAGGCUCAGUUGAUGCUGAGUAGCUCAGGAAUGGUUUUCCUGCCCUCGCUGGAGCAAGAAGCAGGAGACGGCCUCUAUGAGCUGGUAGAAGGUCUGCUCGGAGACAUAUUCAAGACUUCGGUGAAUAUCAACAGAGUGGCUGCUUAUCUUGGCAUGGAGAGCUACCAGGAUGUAAUGGAUGAGAUGCUAGAUUUGUUGGACCUGAGACAAGAAAUAAUGGAGCGAGUGGUAAAUGUCCUCAACAAGGCGAUAAAUUACCAGAGGAAGUUUGACUGCUACACCCAUCUCUGGCAAGAGGACAGGGCUGAGUGUCUCAGCCAGUUCCUCCUGUACGGACGUGUCCUCACGUCUGAAGAGAUGGAGGCUCAUGGAGCAGAUACUCUCCCUGAGAGCCCGCCUACCAUCCAUAACUUUAAAGAGCAGAUAGAUUAUUAUGAGGAUCUGUAUGCUGAAGUUUCCAAACUUGAAGACUUUAGAGUGUUCAAUGGAUGGUUUCGGGUGGAUAUCAAGUUCUUUAAAGUGAGCCUCCUUAACACCAUAAAGAAGUGGAGCUGGCUCUUUAAAGAGCACCUCUUGACAUAUGUCACAAACAGUCUGGAUGAGCUGCAGAAGUUCGUCCGAGCCACUGUUGAAGGGCUCGGCCAGCCUGUGGCUAAAGGGAACCAGUGUGGCCUGGUGGAAGUCAUGAGUCACCUGCUGGCUGUCAGGGACAGACAAGCAGCCACCGACAAGAUGUUUGAGCCUUUUAGAGACACAAUAAACCUGCUGGAACAUUAUGGAGUGACCAUACCAGAGCAUGUCUACUGUCAGCUGGAGGAACUUCCUGAGAAAUGGAGUGCAGCAAAAAAAUUGGCCUUAAAAGUGAGGCAUGAGGUGGCACCCAUGCAGAAUGUAGAAGUGAUGGUGAUACGGAGACGAUGCAUGACAUUUGAGGUGAAACAAAGCAAAUUCAGAGAGAUGUUCAGAGUCACAGCGCCCUUCAGUUACAAUGCGGUGCAUCCCUACGUCAGUCUGGAAAAAUCUGAAAAAGCCAUCCGAGCCAUGGAGAAAGAGGUAGCAGAGCUACAGGAGUCCACCAACCUGUUUGACGUUACUAUUCCUGACUACAGAGACAUCAAGCUCUGCAGGAGAGACAUCACAGUCCUCAAACAACUGUGGGACAUUGUUGUAUUUGUGCAGAGCAGUGUGGAAAACUGGACAAUGACCAAAUGGAGGCAGAUAAACGUGGACCAGAUGGAUGCAGAAUUGAGGAGGUUUGCCAAGGACAUACGGAAGCUUGACAAAGAAGCUCGUGUAUGGGAUGUGUAUUGUGGGUUAGACCUUCAUGUAAAGAACCUGUUGACGUCACUGCGGGCCGUGAAUCAGCUCCAGAAUCUGGCAGUACGAGAGCGCCACUGGGUGCAGCUAAUUAGAACAACACAGAUGGACUUCACUGUGACGGACAGCACCACCCUGGAGGACCUCUUGGCUCUGCAGCUCCAUUUGUUGGAGGACGAAGUUCGCAACAUCGUGGAUAAGGCAGUCAAAGAAAUGGCCAUAGAAAAGGUUGUGACAGAAAUAAGUAAAAUGUGGGCCUCGAUGGAGCUUUCAUAUGAAGAUCAUUACCAGACCUCUGUGCCUUUACUUAAAUGUGACGAGGAACUUAUUGAAACUCUUGAGGAUCAUCAGGUUCAGCUCCAGGGCGUCUUCCAGAGCAAGCAUGUACAUCACUUCCUGUCCCAGGUAGUGGAUCUACAGAAGCAGCUGACUGUGGCUGACUCUGUGCUGAUGGUCUGGAUGGAGGUCCAGAGGACCUGGUCCUACCUGGAGAGCAUCUUCAAGAGCUGUGAGGACAUCUGCCAACAGCUGCCUGCAGACACACACAGGUUUCAAGCUAUCGAUGCUGAAUUUCAGGACUUAAUGUUGGACAGUGCUAAGACUAAAAAUGUCAUUGAGGCCACCAACAAACCUCAUCUUUUUGAGAAGUUAGAGGAUCUACAAAGAAGGCUUGCAUUGUGUGAAAAAGCUCUUGCUGAAUAUCUGGAAACAAAGAGACUUGCUUUUCCACGAUUCUACUUUAUUUCCUCUGCUGACUUGUUGGACAUCCUCUCUAAAGGGAGCCGCCCCAGAGAGGUAGCUGUCCACCUCUCAAAAUUAUUUGACAACAUGUCGGAUCUUGAGUUUGCCAAGAAUGAGCAGUUGGAUAAUCCUAAAGUUGCAGUGGGCAUGUACAGCAAAGAGAGGGAAUAUGUCCCAUUCCAGACCGAAUGCUGCUGCUACGGACCGGUGGAGACAUGGCUUACUCACCUGGAGGAGUGUAUGAAGGAAAGUGUGCGGGGCCACCUGUCCGAGGCGGUGUGUGUUUAUGAGGACCGGUCCAGAGAGACGUGGAUCCUAGACUUCCCUGCCCAGGUGGCUCUUACUGGAUCUCAGAUCUGGUGGAGUAACGACAUGGAGCUGGUGUUCAAAAGACUGGAGGAAGGAUUUGAGUCUGCACUGAAAGAUUACAACAAGAAACAGAUUUCUCAGCUCAACCUGUUGAUUGGCAUGCUGCUGGGAGAUCUGAACCCAGGCGACAGACAGAAGAUCAUGACUGUCUGCACCAUUGACGUCCAUGCUAGAGACAUUGUAGCCAGUCUCAUUGCCCAGAAGGUCUCCAGCUCACAGGCCUUCCAGUGGCUUUCCCAGCUCCGCCACUGCUGGUACGAGCAGCAGCAUCACUGCUACGUGAACAUCUGUGAUGCUCAGUUCCUUUACUCAUAUGAGUAUCUUGGAAAUACACCACGACUCGUCAUCACUCCCCUCACAGACCGGUGCUACAUCACCUUAACUCAGUCGCUCCACCUGACCAUGAGUGGAGCCCCAGCUGGUCCUGCUGGGACAGGCAAGACCGAGACCACUAAGGAUCUGGGCAGAGCCUUGGGGGUCAUGGUCUACAUCUUCAACUGCUCUGAACAGAUGGACUACAAGUCGAUUGGAAACAUCUACAAGGGUCUGGCCCAGACUGGAGCUUGGGGUUGCUUCGAUGAGUUCAACCGUAUCGCUGUGGACGUUCUGUCAGUUGUGGCGAUGCAGGUCAAAACUAUACAGGACGCCAUUCGCUCCAAAAAGAAAAGGUUCCUGUUCCUGGAUAAAGACAUUGUCUUAAAGCCUUCUGUGGGGAUCUUCAUCACCAUGAACCCUGGCUAUGCAGGCAGGGCAGAGCUACCUGAGAACCUCAAGGCCCUGUUCAGACCCUGUGCCAUGGUGGUGCCUGACACUGAGCUGAUCUGUGAGAUCAUGCUGGUGGCAGAAGGUUUCCGUGGUGCGAAGCUCUUAGCCAGGAAGUUUAUCACUCUGUAUACUCUCUGCAAAGAACUUCUCUCAAAGCAGGACCACUAUGAUUGGGGUUUGCGUGCUGUGAAGUCUGUUCUGGUUGUGGCAGGAGCUCUGAGAAGAAGAGACAAGAGCAGACCAGAGAAUCAGGUGCUGAUGCGUGCGCUGAGGGAUUUCAACAUGCCUAAAAUAGUGACUGAGGAUGUGACUAUCUUCUUGGGGUUGCUGGGAGAUCUGUUUCCCGGCGUGGAGGUGGAGAGAGAGAGAGACUGUGAAUUUGAAAGAGCCAUCCGAAAGACCACCCUGGAGCUCAGACUGCAGCCUGAGGAGACAUUUAUCCUCAAGGUGGUGCAGUUGGAGGAGCUGAUGGCGGUGCGUCACUCGGUCUUUGUUGUUGGAAAUGCAGGGACGGGGAAGAGCCAGAUAUUGAGAGUCCUCCAUAAAACCUAUGUAAACAUGAAGAGAAAGCCUACAUGGAAUGACCUCAAUCCAAAAGCAGUAGACAGAGAUGAAUUGUUUGGUUUCAUCCAUCACGCAACUCGAGAGUGGAAAGAUGGUCUUCUUUCAUCACUGAUGCGAGAACAAGCAAACAUCUCCCACUCAGGACCUAAGUGGAUUGUGUUGGAUGGAGACAUUGAUCCGAUGUGGAUUGAAUCACUCAACACAGUGAUGGAUGACAACAAGGUGUUGACUCUUGCCAGUAAUGAACGUGUGCCACUCACUUCCUCCAUGAGACUGGUGUUUGAGAUCAGCCACCUGAGGACGGCCACGCCUGCUACCGUCUCCAGAGCAGGAAUCCUCUAUGUGAACCAGCAGGACCUGGGCUGGACCCCGUACGUUGCCAGCUGGAUUGACCAACGAGAACGACAGACAGAAAGGGCCCACCUCACCAUACUGUUUGAAAAAUAUGUUCCUCGUUGUCUGGAACAGAUGAGAAACACCUUCAAGACCAUCACUCCCAUUCCAGAAAACUCUAUGGUGCAGACCCUCUGCACUCUGCUAGACUGCCUCCUAACACCAGAAAAUAUUCCCCCCGACUCUCCCCGAGAGCUCUACGAGACCUACUUCACCUUCGCCUGCAUCUGGGCUUUUGGAGGGGCCUUGUAUCAAGACCAGAUGUAUGAUUACCAGAUGGAGUUCAGUCAGUGGUGGACCAAAGAGAUGAAGACGGUGAAGCUCCCGGCUCAGGGGACGGUGUUCGACUACUACCUGGACCCUCAAACCAAACGCUUCCUGCCCUGGAGCGACACUGUGCCUCCGUUUGAAAUGGAGCCUUAUGCACCAUUACAGGCUGUUCUGGUGCACACAGCAGAGACUGUGCGUCUUCGCUACUUCAUGGACUUGUUGCUGGAGAGGAGACAGCCACUGAUGCUGGUGGGGAACGCUGGAGUGGGAAAGACUGCACUUGUCAAGAACAAGUUUGACUGUCUGCCAGAAAGUUACAUGACUACAAAAGUACCCUUCAACUACUACACUACCUCCCUCAUGCUGCAGGUGAUUCUGGAGCAGCAGUUGGAGAAAAGAGCAGGCAGAAGCUACGCCCCCGUAGGAAACAGGAGGAUGAUCUAUUUUAUAGAUGAUAUUAACAUGCCAGCUGUCGACAGUUAUGGAACAGUGCAACCUCACACACUGAUACGUCAGCAUCUGGAUUAUGGCCACUGGUAUGACAGGCAGAAACUGAGCUUGAAAGAAAUACACAACACCCAGUAUGUCGCCUGCAUGAAUCCAACUUCUGGAAGCUUCACCAUCAACCCCAGGCUGCAAAGACAUUUCUCAGUGUUUGCGGUGAACUUUCCUUCUCGUGAGGCUCAGACGUCUAUUUUCAGUCAGAUCCUUUGUGGCCACCUGAAGCAGCAGCUCUUCAGUCCAGCGGUUCAGAGGAGCGCUGCAGCUGUGCUCCAAGCUGCCAUAACGCUUCACCACAAGAUGCUUCACAGCUUCCUGCCCACAGCCAUCAAGUUUCACUACACAUUUAAUCUACGAGACCUGUCUAAUGUGUUUCAGGGCAUCCUGUUCGCUGGGCCUGACAGUUUGGUGGAGAGCUCUGACCUGGCACUGCUGUGGCUCCACGAGUCCUGCAGAGUGUACUCAGACAGACUGGUGCAUGUCAGGGACCUGCAGCUCUUCCGGAAGCUCCAGAUGGAGACUGUGCAUGAAUGCUUUGAGGGACUGGAGGACAAAAAGGUGACGAAGCAGCCCCUCCUCUAUUGCCACUUUGCCCAAAUGGGCGAUGAAGCCUCCUAUGCUCCUGUUAGCGACUGGGCUACGCUCAGGUCCGUCCUAUCAGACGCCCUGGAGAGCUACAAUGAGCUCCAUGCAGCCAUGGACCUGGUGCUGUUUGAAGAUGCCAUGCAGCAUGUCUGUCACAUCAGUCGUAUCCUGGAGUCUCCGCGGGGUCACGGGUUACUGGUCGGGGUCGGGGGCAGUGGGAAGCAGAGCCUGACCCGUCUGGCUGCCUACAUGUCCUCUGUGGAAGUCUUCCAGAUCACCCUGAGGAAGGGUUAUACCAUCCAGGACCUCAAGAUGGAUCUGGCAGGUUUGUUCUUAAAGACUGGAAAGAGGAACCAGCGUGUUGCUCUGCUGCUGACUGAUGCUCAGAUACCUGAUGAGCGCUUUCUGGUCAUAAUUAAUGACUUACUAGCAUCAGGAGAGAUUCCUGAGCUCUUUAAUGAGGAGGAGGUUGAAGGUAUUGUGUCGGCUGUGAGAGGAGAAGUCCGAGCUUCAGGACUUGUUGACAGCAGAGAGAACUGCUGGAGGUUCUUCACUGACCGAGUCCGGCUCCAGCUCACGGUGGUUCUGUGUUUGUCUCCGGUGGGCAGCAGCCUCCGUGUUCGGGCCCGUCGGUUCCCCGCUCUGGUCCAAUGCACCACCAUCGACUGGUUCCAUCCCUGGAGCUCAGAAGCUCUGCAGUCAGUCAGCUACAGGUUCAUCCAGGAGAUUCAAGGCAUUGAGCCUGCCGUCCAGGAAUCCAUCAGUCUUUUCAUGGCCUACGUUCACACCAGUGUCAACCAGGCAAGUGAAAAAUACCAGCGCAAUGAGAAGAGGUACAAUUACACCACCCCCAAGAGCUUUCUCCAGCAAAUCACCCUGUACAGAAACCUUCUGGAGAAGAGCCGGGCUCAGCUCCAGCACAAGAUGAACCGGCUUGACAGCGGCCUUCAAAAGCUCCAAACUACUGCUGCUCAGGUUGAGGAUCUAAAAGCUAAAUUGGCAUCCCAAGAAGCUGAACUGACCUUUAAAAACCAGAAUAUUGAGGCUCUAAUUACCAAGAUUGGACUGCAGACUGAGAGGGUUAGCAGCAAGAGAGAGGCUGCAGAUGUCGAGGCACAAAAGGUUGCAGUGAUCCAGGCAGAAGUCUUAGUCAAACAGAGAGACUGUGAGAACGACCUGGCCAAGGCAGAACCAUCACUGGCAGCAGCCACAGCAGCUCUGGACACCCUCAACAAGGUGAAUCUGACGGAGCUGAAGGCCUUCCCCAACCCUCCACCAGCAGUGAUCAACGUAGCAGCAGCUGUGAUGGUGCUGCUGGCUCCUCGUGGUCGGGUGCCGAAGGAUCGGAGCUGGAAGGCGGCGCGGGCCUUCAUGGGCAAGGUGGAUGAUUUCCUGCAGGCCCUGGGGUCGUAUGACAAGGAGCACAUCCCUGAGGUCUGUCUGACUGUGGUGAAACAAGAAUAUCUCAGAAAACCGGAGUUCCACCCUGAUCUAGUUCGCACCAAAUCUACAGCAGCAGCUGGUCUCUGUGCCUGGACGAUUAACAUCGUCAGAUACUACGAGAUUUAUUGUGAGGUCAUUCCAAAGAGACAUGCUCUAUCUCAAGCUAAUGCAGAACUAGAAACCGCAACAGCCAAAAUGUUAGCAGUUCAGAAGAAAUUGGCGGAUCUUGACGCCAGCCUCCAGAGCCUGACAGUUCAGGUUGAAAGGGCUACAGCUGAGAAAAUCAGCUGUCAGGAGGAGGUGACGCGGACCAACCAGACCAUAGAGCUGGCCAACCGGCUGGUCAAGGGCCUUGAGUCAGAGAAGCAGCGCUGGUCCCAGGCGGUCGUUGAGUACGAGAAGCAACAGGAAACUCUGUGUGGUGACGUCCUCAUCACUGCAGCAUUCGUCUCCUACAUGGGUUACUUCACCAGACCGUACCGUGUGGAGCUCCUUAACAACGCAUGGAUCCCUUUCCUUCAGUCUCAGAAGGUCUCUGUGCCCCUGACAGACGGCCUGGAUCCAGUCCUCAUGCUUACAGAUGAUGCCACUGUGGCUGCCUGGCAUAACCAGGGCCUGCCAAACGAUAGGAUGUCCACGGAGAACGCUUCCAUCCUGACCACCAGUGAGCGUUGGCCGCUCAUCAUCGACCCUCAGCAGCAGGGCAUCAAGUGGAUCAGAAACCGGCUCGGGUCAGAGCUGAGGGUGGUGCAGCUGGGACACAAAGGGUAUCUGGAUGUGAUUGAACGAGCUCUUUCCUGUGGAGAAACGGUUCUGAUAGAGAAUCUACCAGAGAAGGUCGACCCGGUCCUGGAGCCUCUGCUGGGCAGGAACACUAUUAAAAGAGGAAGGUACAUUAGAAUCGGGGGCAAGGAGUGUGAAUACAACAGCAGCUUCCAGCUCAUCAUCCACACCAAGCUGGCUAAUCCCCAUUUCCCCCCUGAGCUGCAGGCUCAGACCACCCUCAUCAACUUCACCGUGACCCCGGUGGGCCUGGAGCAGCAGCUGCUGGGGCAGGUGGUGUCCUGGGAAAGACCCGACCUGGAGGCCCUGAAGAUGGAGCUGACCACCCAGCAGAACCUCUUCAAGAUAGAGCUGAAGAGGCUAGAGGACGACCUGCUGAGUCGUCUCUCUGCAGCUCACGGUCGUUUUCUGGGCGAUAUUUCUCUGGUGGAGCAGCUGGAGAACACCAAGAACACAGCUGAUCACAUCCAGAACAAGGUGGCCGAGGCCAGAGACAACGAGACAAAGAUCAACGAGGCUCGAGAACUUUACCGCCCAGCAGCUGAGAGAGCGUCACUCCUCUUCUUCAUCAUCAACGACCUCAGCAGGAUUAACCCCAUAUACCAGUUUUCUCUCAAGAGCUUUACCUCGGUGUUUAACAAGGCGAUGGAGCAUGCAGAAUGGGACGAGGAUGUGAGGAGCAGAGUGCUCAGCCUCUCGGAGGCCAUCACCUACUCUGUAUUCCUGAACACCAGCCAGGGCCUGUUUGAGAGAGACAAGUUAACCUUCUUGUCACACACUGCCUUCCAGAUUCUGCUCCAGCAGGGCCUGAUGGAUGCUCACGAGUUUGACUUCCUUCUGCGUUUUCACGUGGAAGCGUGCAAAGUUAGUCCCGUGUCCUUCCUCUCUCCAGCUGCCUGGGGAGCCAUUAAGACCACCUCCACCAUGGAGGCCUUCAGUGGACUGGAUAAAGACGUGGAGAGCUCUCCGAAGCGCUGGAGGAAGAUCGUUGAGUCCAGUUGUCCUGAGAAGGAGCGACUCCCUCAGGACUGGAAGAAUAAAAGCUCCCUGCAGAAGCUCCUCAUCCUGAGAGCUCUACGGCCUGAUAGGAUGACCUACGCUCUAAGGAACUUUGUGGAGGAGAGCAUGGGAACUAAAUAUGUGGAUGCUGCCAGACUGGAGUUUGACCAGUUGUUUGAGGAUAGUGGGCCUUCAACACCGGUGUUCUUCAUCCUCUCUGCUGGAGUGAAUCCACUCAAAGAUGUAGAAAAACUAGGAUUGAAGCUGGGCUUCUCCAUCGAGCAGGGCACUCUGCACAGCGUGUCCCUGGGCCAGGGCCAGGAGGAGGUGGCUGAGAGGGUCCUGAGGAGCGCCUCGAAGUCUGGACACUGGGUCAUUCUGCAGAACCUCCACCUGGUGUCUGGCUGGCUGCCGUCUCUCGAGGCUCUGCUGGAGUCGGUGGCGGUGGACAGCCACCCGGACUACCGGGUGUUGAUGACGGGAGAAGCAGCAGCGAGUCCGGAGCAGCACGUUCUCCCUAGAACCAUCCUGGAGAACUCCAUCAAGAUCACCAACGAGCCCCCCACCGGCAUGAACGCCAGCCUGCACUCAGCCCUCAACAACUUCAGCCAAGACACUCUGGAUGUUUGCUCCAGAGAACAGGAGUUCAACUCCCUGCUCUUCUCCCUCUGCUUCUUCCAUGCCUGUGUGACGGAGCGUCGUAGGUUCGGAGCCCAGGGAUGGAACCACCGCUACCCCUUCAGCUCCGGAGACCUCACCAUCUCCGCCAGCGUCCUGUUCAACUACUUAGAAGCCAACACUAAAUCCAUGCAGGUGCCCUGGGAGGACUUGUGCUAUCUGUUUGGGGAGAUCAUGUAUGGAGGACACAUCACUGACGGCUGGGACAGAAGACUCUGCAACACCUACCUGCAGGAGUUCAUGCAUCCAAAAAUGUUUGAAGGGGAGCUGUUUUUAUGUCCUGGGUUCCUGGCGCCUCCAUUCCUGGACUACAGUGGCUACCACAGCUAUAUUGAUGAGCACCUCCCCUCUGAGAGCCCGUCCCUGUACGGUCUCCAUCCUAACGCAGAGCUGGAGGUCCUCACCGUCACCUCAGACAACCUCUUCAGGACUCUGCUGGAGCUGCAGCCUCAGGACUCCUGCAGAGGAGAGGGGGCGGCUCAGAGCUCAGAGGACCAGGUCAAGUCUGUGAUUGAAGAUCUCCUGGAGAAGCUUCCUGAGGAGUACAACACGGCAGAGAUCAUGACCAAGACAGCAGAGAGGAACCCCUACAUGCUAGUCUGUCUCCAGGAGUGUGAACGCAUGAAUCUCCUGCUGGCUGAAAUCAGGAAGUCCCUUCAUGAGCUGGAUCUGGGCCUGAAGGGGGAACUCACCGUCUCCUCCAGUAUGGACACUCUGCAGUCAGCCCUGUUCACUGACUUAGUCCCAGAUUCUUGGUCCAGACUGGCCUAUCCCUCCACUAAAACACUGACACAGUGGUUUAAUGAUGUGAUGUGUAGCUGCAGAGAGCUGGACAGCUGGACUCAGGACUUAGUUCUUCCUGCAGUAGUUUGGCUGUCAGGACUCUUCAACCCUCAGUCUUUCCUCACUGCUGUGCUGCAGAGCAUCGCUCGUAAGAACCAGUGGCCCCUGGACAAGAUGGCUCUGACUGUGGACGUCACCAAGAAGACUAAAGAGGACUUUGGACAUCCACCACGGGAGGGGGCUUAUAUCCACGGACUCUUCAUGGAAGGAGCACGGUGGGACACCCAGUCAGGAAUCAUCUCCGAGGCUCUUCUGAGGGAUUUGACCCCAGCCAUGCCGGUGCUGUAUGUUAGAGCGGUGCCUGUAGAGGAGCAGGAACUGAAGAACACUUAUGAAUGUCCCGUUUACCGAACCAAGCAGCGUGGAGCCACGUACGUAUGCACCUUCUACCUCCGGACCAGACAGCCUCCAGCCAGGUGGGCUGCAGCUGGAACCGCUCUGCUGCUGUCCGUCUGAGACACCAGGGGGCGGGACUAACAGUAUAUAAUAACU
Molecule: messenger RNA, 13419 nt
Organism: Centropristis striata (black sea bass)
Lineage: Eukaryota; Metazoa; Chordata; Actinopteri; Perciformes; Serranidae
Product: dynein axonemal heavy chain 11
Exons: 82
Biological process (GO): microtubule-based movement
Cellular component (GO): dynein complex
Molecular function (GO): dynein light intermediate chain binding; dynein intermediate chain binding; minus-end-directed microtubule motor activity
Source: RefSeq, a predicted model, not a curated record